UUGGUGUGUGUGUAAGUGUGCUUUGGAUUUUACUGAAUAAGGAGUCUCAGGGAUUCACUCACUUGGACUUCACUAAAUCAGCUUCCAUCUGCCAGCAAUGCUAGUCUGCGAUUUGGGAAGCUGGAGCUCAACCUAGGAUUUUGUCUGAUAUUAUCUCCUUUUGAAAAACGAUGUGUGGCAUAGAAAGAGGGUCUAAGUGCCUGUCUGAAAUUAUUGUGAACCAGAGAUAAAUGUUACUUCUCAAAGGUACUGCUGCGUGAUUUACCAUGGAAAAAUUGCUCUGCAGCAUCCUGGUGUUUGGAAUGGCAGUUGCGGUCAAUGCUUGUCCCAAAUACUGUGUGUGUCAGAACCUCUCAGAGUCGCUGGGGACUCUGUGUCCCUCCAAGGGCCUCCUUUUUGUACCAUUAGACAUAGACCGAAGGACUGUUGAACUCCGACUCGGGGGUAACUUCAUUAUUAACAUCAGCCGACAGGACUUUGCCAACAUGUCUGGCCUUGUUGACCUCACUUUGUCCAGGAAUACGAUCACUUACAUUCAGCCCUACUCCUUCGCUGAUCUAGAAAGCCUUCGGUCUUUGCAUUUGGACAGCAAUAGGCUACCCAACAUUGGAGAGGAUAUUUUGAGAGGCUUAAUUAACCUUCAGCACUUGAUAAUAAAUAACAACCAGCUGAGCAGCAUCUCAGAUGAAGCCUUUGAGGAUUUUCUGGUGACGUUGGAAGACUUGGAUCUUUCCUACAAUAACCUCCAAGGCAUUCCCUGGGAAUCUAUAAGGAAGAUGGUAAACCUGCACCAGAUUAGCUUGGAUCAUAACCUGAUAGAUUAUAUUACAGAGGGGACGUUUGCAGAUCUUCAGAAAUUGGCCAGACUGGAUCUAACCUCUAACAGACUUCAAAAGCUCCCCCCAGAUCCCAUAUUUGCCAGGUCCCAAAUAUCUCCAUUAGAAGCAACUCCAUUUUCUCCACCUCUGUCUCUUAGCUUUGGAGGCAACCCGCUGCAUUGUAACUGUGAGCUGCUGUGGUUAAGGCGGCUUGAAAGAGAUGAUGAUAUGGAAACUUGUGCUUCCCCGCCAAAUCUAAAGGGAAGAUACUUUUGGUAUGUACGGGAAGAGGAAUUUGUUUGUGAGCCACCUCUCAUAACCCAGCAUACUCACAAGUUGCUGGUUUUAGAAGGGCAAACUGCCACAUUAAAAUGUAAAGCCAUCGGGGACCCAUCCCCAGUCAUUCACUGGGUGGCUCCAGAUGACCGACUCAUUGGGAAUUCUUCGAGGACAGCAGUCUACGAUAAUGGUACUUUAGAUAUCGUUAUCACGACAUCCAAGGAUUAUGGAACUUUUACGUGCAUCGCAGCCAAUGCUGCUGGAGAAUCGACUGCGACCAUUGAGCUCUCGAUCGUGCAGCUUCCACACCUCAGCAACGGUACAGGCCGAGCUGCCCCACCCAAAUCCAGGCUUUCUGACAUCACGAGCUCCAGCAAGCCCAAUCGAGGGGAGACGAAAGGUCCACCAGAAAGGACUGUCUUGGUGUCAGAGGUGACAACUACCUCAGCUUUGGUCAAGUGGACAGUGAGCAAGUCAGCCCCCAGGGUUAAAAUGUAUCAGCUGCAAUAUAACUGCUCAGAUGAUGAAGUUCUAAUUUACAGGAUGAUCCCUGCUACAAACAAAGCCUUUGUGGUGAACAACCUUGUAUCAGGAAUGGGCUAUGACCUUUGUGUGUUGGCCAUGUGGGAUGACACUGCCACGACACUCACAGCCACCAACGUCGUAGGGUGUGCCCAGUUCUUCACCAAAGAGGACUAUCCUCAGUGCCAAUCCAUGCACAGCCACUUCCUGGGUGGGACGAUGAUCUUAGUCAUUGGAGGCAUCAUUGUGGCGACUCUACUGGUGUUCAUCGUCAUACUCAUGGUCCGGUAUAAAGUUUGUAACAAUUCCCAGGGGAAGAUGGCCAAUGUCAGCAAUGUCUACUCACAGACUAAUGGAGCUCAACCUGUUCAAAACGGGGUCCUGCCCCAAGUCAACCCCAAAGUGGUGGUAAGAAAUGAACUCAUGGAAUUUAACAGUGAAUCUGUACAGAGCAGCAUCUCCUCCUCUUCUAGUUCAGUGAAUAGCCGCGACUGUGAUGAUUAUAGUCUCCAAAGUGAACAAGGCACAUUGUCCAGUAAGUGGAGGCCUCCUUCUAGGUCAAAACAUAACAUUGAUCGACUAAUGGGAGCUUUUGCCUCCCUGGAACUGAAAUGUCAGAAAAAGGAGGACACGGUAGACUCCAGAACUUCCACAGUGGCCUGCCACUCAGACAAAGAGCCCCUUCUGGGCCAACAGGAGUCAAAAUUCCGUGGUCUCCUCAUGUUACCACUGGAGGGGAAAACUAAACGUAGCCAUUCUUUUGACAUGGGGGACUUUGCCACAUCUCAGUGUUGCACCUACCCAAAAAAGAUAACAAACAUUUGGACAAAGCGUAGCCUCUCGGUGAACGGCAUGCUCUUGCAGUAUGAUGACAAUGACUUAGCAGGGGCGAAAGGGACGUAUGGGAGUUCAGAAUGGGUAAUGGAAAGCACAGUGUAAAUAACAACUUCUCCCUCCUCACUGCUCCCUAAUUACAUCAAAUGUAAUAAAAUUUGGUUUUGUUGAAAAGUCACGGAAAUGAAAAGGGGGGGAGGGAACAUGCUCAACCAUGCUGGAGAAAA
Molecule: messenger RNA, 2680 nt
Organism: Chelonoidis abingdonii (Abingdon island giant tortoise)
Lineage: Eukaryota; Metazoa; Chordata; Testudines; Testudinidae
Gene: LRFN2
Product: leucine rich repeat and fibronectin type III domain containing 2
Cellular component (GO): postsynaptic density membrane; cell surface
Molecular function (GO): protein binding
Source: RefSeq, a predicted model, not a curated record